Messenger RNA from Sipha flava (yellow sugarcane aphid), 1173 nucleotides. Its product is annotated as pyridoxine/pyridoxamine 5'-phosphate oxidase-like. The record is from RefSeq and is a predicted model, not a curated record. Gene Ontology annotation, molecular function: FMN binding; pyridoxamine phosphate oxidase activity. Gene Ontology annotation, biological process: pyridoxal 5'-phosphate biosynthetic process; pyridoxine biosynthetic process. Lineage: Eukaryota; Metazoa; Arthropoda; Insecta; Hemiptera; Aphididae. The coding region runs from base 138 to 1028 and encodes 296 amino acids. The transcript is spliced from 5 exons.
ACCUAGUGCCUAGGUGGCAUCCGAACAGGCAGGUCGUACGGUUUUCGGGCGUCAUAAACGUAGGCAGUAAUCCCGGGUAAUCGUUUUCGGUUCGAUAUCGGCGCGCAAACACAGCGCCGUGUCGGUUAGCAAUAAAAAUGGCUCCGACAUCAGCUUGCGCCGUCUGCAAACACCGGUUCACUUACGUCGACUGCCCGGUGAAAUGCGACGGCUGCUCGGGGCGCGUCCACCGGACGUGUUCCAACCUGUCCGCGGAGGAGUUGAAGUGUUUGAGUUCGAAGAGCGUCGCGUUAAAGUUCUUUUGCGACCCGUGCACGGACGGCGGCACCGUUCAACCGGCUGACGUCAGACGGUUCGACGGUGCACAGCGAUCGAAUGAACCGCCGUACGAAGAUAGUGGUCUACACAAAAUAAAUACAAAUUCAAAAAACCCAAUGGAAAUUUUCAGUAAAUGGUACAACGAGCACAUGAUAGCAAACGAAUCCAUGACUUCUGCCAAAGCGUUCAGCUUGGCAACCGUUUCGAAAACCGGAAAAGUGUCUUGCCGUAGCUUAAUACUACGACGUUUGGACGAAGACGGGUUUGUGAUGAUGACCGAUGGAAGAAGUAGAAAAUCAAACGAUUUGGCGGGAAAUCCUCAGGCUUCGAUGGUGUUCCUGUGGCUGAACAAAACGGACGAUAACUUGCCCCAGACCAGGCAAGUACGUAUCGAGGGCACUGUGAGCAAGCUGAAUACGGACAACAUGAAGGAGCUAUAUGACAUCGAGCCGCUGUUCUGCAAGAUCCGUGCGCAAAUCUGUGAACAGGGAAAGGAGGUGGUGUGGGAGCAAUUGAAACGCGAUCACGAUCAGCUGUUUGACAAAGUGAUCAAGAACAACGUCCAGUUGCCUAAGCCCGACCACGUCGUUGCUUACAAACUCGUGCCAAACGUUAUUGAAUUUUACGAAGCAAUUGGCCAGAAAAUCGGUGACAGAUUGCUGUUCACCAAAGAAGGUAUUUCGUGGCAAUCAAGACAUAUAGCAGCAUAAUAUGAUAACACGUUAAUUACGCAUAAUAUUAAAUACAUUGUAUGAGUAAUGAGUGAACCACGCACCAUGUUUGAUUAAUUUUGUACACUAAACCAAUAAGCGGAAUUUAUAUACAUUCGAAAUAUACAAUUUUUCUACUCCAAAA